AGUAAAUCGGGCGAGUAGGGAACCGGGCGCAGGAACUGCCGCGGCGGCCGAGAGUGGUGCUGCCCGGACGGGGGGCCCACGGGGGUCAGUGGGGCGGAGGACUCGGGAGCUGACAGCGCCCACUUCACCCUCAGUUGCGGUAGAGAAGAUAGCUCGUUGAGCUGGAACCCCACAGAUCACCAGUAAAAAUGAAGGCGGCGGAUGAGCCUGCCUACCUGACAGUGGGGACUGAGGUCAGUGCCAAGUACCGAGGUGCCUUCUGUGAGGCAAAGAUUAAGACUGUGAAAAGGCUGGUAAAAGUUAAGGUACUCCUGAAACAAGAUAAUACUACACAGUUGGUGCAAGAUGACCAAGUAAAGGGUCCUUUAAGAGUUGGGGCUAUUGUUGAAACAAGGACAUCUGAUGGAUCCUUUCAGGAAGCUGUUAUCAGCAAGUUGACAGAUGCUAGUUGGUAUACUGUGGUGUUUGAUGAUGGUGAUGAGCGAACACUGAGACGCACCUCACUUUGCCUAAAAGGAGAGCGGCAUUUUGCCGAGAGCGAGACACUUGACCAGCUUCCAUUAACAAAUCCAGAGCAUUUUGGAACUCCAGUAAUUGCAAAGAAGACAAACAGAGGAAGGAGGUCCUCCUCGCUACCUGUUAAUGAAGAUGAAAAAGAAGAAGAAAGUAGUGAAGAGGAAGAUGAGGAUAAGCGACGUCUCAACGAUGAAUUAUUAGGAAAAGUUGUAAGUGUGGUAUCUUCAUCUGAGAAGACUGAAUGGUAUCCUGCUUUGGUAGUAUCUCCCAGCUGUAAUGAUGAUAUCACAGUGAAAAAAGACCAGUGUUUAAUUCGGUCAUUUAUUGAUUCUAAAUUUUAUUCCAUACCAAGAAAGGAUAUCAAGGAAGUAGAUAUUCUCAGUCUACCUGAAUCUGAGCUCUCUGCUAAACCAGGGCUACAGAAAGCAAGCAUCUUCUUAAAAACUAGAGUUGUUCCUGAUAAUUGGAAAAUGGAUAUAAGUGAAAUCCUUGAGUCAUCUAGUAGUGAUGAUGAGGAUGGUCCAGCUGAAGAAAAUGAGGAAGAAAAGGAAAAGGAGGCCAAAAAAGAAGAAGAGGAGAUGCCUGAGGAAGAACUUGAUCCUGAAGAGAGGGACAGCUUCCUCCAACAGCUUUAUAAGUUUAUGGAAGACAGAGGUACUCCAAUCAACAAACCACCUGUUUUGGGCUAUAAAGAUCUCAAUCUCUUCAAACUCUUCCGACUGGUUUAUCAUCAAGGUGGAUGUGACAAUAUUGAUAGUGGUGCUGUAUGGAAGCAAAUUUAUAUGGACCUUGGCAUUCCUAUUUUGAAUUCAGCUGCUUCCUACAAUGUAAAAACUGCUUAUAGAAAGUAUCUCUAUGGUUUUGAGGAAUACUGCCGUUCUGCAAAUAUUCAAUUCAGAACUGUCCACCACCAUGAACCAAAAGUAAAAGAGGAAAAAAAAGACUUAGAAGAAUCCAUGGAAGAGGCUCUAAAAGUAGAUCAAGAAAUGCCUUUAGUAGAAGUGAAGAGUGAACCUGAGGAAAAUAUUGAUUCAAACAGUGAAAGUGAACGAGAUGAAGCAGAAUUAAAAUCUCCCAGGGGACGAAGGAGAAUUGCUCGAGAUGCAAAUUCUAUUAAAAAGGAAAUUGAGGAAGAGAAAACAGAAGACAAAUUAAAAGAUAAUGAUACAGAAAAUAAGGAUUUAGAUGAUGACUGUGAAACUGCAGAGAAAAAAGAAAAUGAGCUGCUACUGGGGAGAAAAAAUACACCAAAGCAAAAGGAGAAGAAAAUUAAAAAGCAGGAGGAUUCUGACAAAGACUCAGAAGAAGAGGAAGAGAAAAGCCAAGAGAGGGAAGAAACUGAAAGCAAAUGUGACUCUGAAGGGGAGGAAGAUGAGGAAGACACAGAACCCUGCCUAACAGGAACCAAAGUGAAAGUAAAAUAUGGACGAGGGAAAACACAGAAAAUCUAUGAAGCCAGUAUUAAAAGCACUGAAAUUGAUGAUGGAGAAGUUUUAUAUUUGGUACAUUACUAUGGAUGGAACGUCAGGUAUGAUGAAUGGGUGAAGGCCGACAGGAUAAUCUGGCCAUUGGACAAAGGUGGACCAAAGAAAAAACAGAAGAAAAAAGCUAAAAAUAAAGAAGACAGUGAAAAGGAUGAAAAGAGGGAUGAGGAGAGGCAGAAGUCAAAACGGGGACGACCUCCUUUAAAAUCUGCUCUUUCACCAAACAUGCCGUAUGGUUUGUCUAAGACGCCAAACAGUGAAGGAAAAUCAGACUCCUGUUCAUCUGAUAGUGAAACAGAAGACCUUUUAGAAAAGAAUUUGAUGAAUGAAGAACUUUCUCCUGAUAUUAAAGAAGAAUUAGAAAAAAAUGAAAAUUUAAAUGAUGAUAAACUAGAUGAAGAAAAUCCAAAGAUUGCUGCACAUAUGUUAAAAGAAAAUGAUAGGACUCAAAUGCAGCCUUUAGAAACCUUGAAGUUACAAGUUGAAGAGAAUGAACAAAUAGUACAGAUUUUUGGAAAUAAAGUGGAACAAGUAGAAGAAGUUAAGAAAGAGGCAGAAAAAUCUCCUAAAGGAAAGGGAAGGCGAAGCAAGACAAAAGAUCUUCCUUUAGAAAUUACCAAGGUGUCAUCAUUUACCCAGGAUGAAGCAGGAAGUGAACCUCAUAUAGAAGCUCAGAAUCUAGAAUUUUCAUUAGACAGUAAAAACUUUUCUUCUGCUGCUGAAGAUGAAAUUGAUCAAUGUGCAAAAGAAAAAAAGUUGAAACGUAAAAUCCUGGGGCACUCAUCACCAGAGAAAAAAAUAAGAAUUGAGAAUGGAAUUGAAAUGACAAAUAGCAUAUCUCAAGAAAGGACCAGUGAUUGUGUUGCAUCUGAGGGAAUGAAGAACUUAAAUUUUGAACAACACUUUGAAAUAGAAAAUGAAGGCAUGCCAUCAUUAAUAGCAGAGUCAAACCAGUGUGUUCAAGAAUUGACUAAGGAAAAAUCUGAUAGUCCAGCUGAAGAAACUGUAAAUAUUCCACUAAAAGAAGAGGAGGAUGCAAUGCCUCUGAUUGGGCCUGAAACCUUGGUUUGCCAUGAAGUAGAUUUGGAUGAUUUGGAUGAAAAAGAUAAGACCAGCAUUGAGGAUGUAGCAGUGGAAAGCUCUGAGUCUAACUCUCUUGUUUCUAUUCCGCCUGCCCUACCUCCUGUAGUACAGCAUAACUUCUCAGUAGCUUCACCACUUACUCUCAGCCAAGAUGAGUCUCGAAGUAUAAAAAGUGAGAGUGACAUAACCAUUGAAGUUGAUAGUAUUGCUGAAGAAUCUCAAGAAGGUCUCUGUGAGAGGGAAUCAGCCAAUGGAUUUGAAACCAGUGUUGCCUCUGGUACUUGUAGUAUAAUUGUUCAAGAAAGAGAGAGCAGGGAGAAGGGUCAGAAAAGACCAAGCGAUGGAACUAGUGGAUUGCUGGCAAAAAAGCAGAAGCGAACCCCAAAGCGAACAAAUGCUGUAGCCAAAAAUGAAAAGAAUGGAGCAGGACAAAGCAGUGAUAGUGAAGAUCUUCCUGCCCUAGACAAUUCAAGUAAAUGUACUCCAGUAAAGCAUCUUAGUGUAUCAAAGCCACAGAAGCUUGUACGGUCUCCUGCAAGAAUAUCCCCUCACAUCAAAGAUGGAGAAAAAGAUAAACAGAAGGAAAAACAUCCGAAUUCAUCCCCUCGGACAUAUAAGUGGAGCUUUCAACUCAAUGAAUUAGAUAAUAUGAACAGUACAGAGAGAAUCUCUUUUCUCCAAGAAAAACUACAGGAAAUCAGAAAAUAUUACAUGUCUUUGAAGUCUGAAGUUGCAACCAUAGAUAGGAGGAGAAAAAGAUUAAAAAAGAAAGACAGAGAAGUGUCUCAUGCAGGAGCCUCCAUGUCAUCUGCUUCUUCAGACACUGGAAUGAGUCCCUCCUCCUCAUCGCCCCCCCAGAAUGUCCUUGCUGUAGAAUGCAGGUGAUAAACAUUUUGUCUGCCUUCACAGCAGUUUGCUGCCAUGGACAUAAAUCCCCAAACCCUGAAAUACAACCACAGAAAGCACUCAACUGGUUUGACAUUGCUAAGUAUAUCCUGUACACUUCUCCAGGCUGAAUUGUAUCUAUCCCCUUCUCUUUUCUUUUUCUCUGUUGCAAAAAAUAAGCUGAUUAAUAAUUGAAGUUUAGGCAGCCUGCCAUAUUUGUCAUAAUUUUUCCUUUUUAACUUUUUUUCUUUUUUUUGUGAAGAUAGAAAAAGGGCACUUAGCAAAUUUGAAUUUGUAUAAUAAAGCUUUCAGGUGUUAUAGAAAUCAUAGACAAGCAAGUGCACAUGAUAAACAUCAAAAUAUUAUCCAGCUGAAUAGUUACUGCUGCACUUUCACUGAGAUGUAUUUGAACACUUGGUGAGUAGGGGGUUUAUGUUGUGUUUUUUUAUUGUUGUUGUUGUUUUUAUUUUUGUGGAAGCACUUGCUAUUUAGAACUGCCAAAGUAUAUGUUCAGCAGUGUGCCCAGGUUUAAGGUGUAAAUGGGACAAAAUAAAUUGUGAAAGGAAGUGUAGUUGACUGAAAACUACAGUUGUAAUAAGUCUUCCACUUUUUAUAGGAUUUUUGAGCACACAAUUAUGCAAAUAUUUUAAUGUUUAUUAAUGUUUACAGUGGAAUUGUGAAUAAGUUUUCAGUGGACUAUCUUAUCCCUUGACAAAAAUAUUUUGUCUUUUUUCUAUGUAAUUUCAGAGUUUUUAUUUUGUUACAAAAUACAAAAAUGAAAUAUAUAACAACAAUGAAGUUAUUUAACAAGAUUUCUAAAGCUGAAAAUUUUGUGUAAAAUAAGGUAUUAUCUUGCAACUUGUUAAAUAUAUUUAUUCAGACAUUGGAUGUUGUAUUUUUAUGUAUUUUUUAAAAUAUUAAUAAAAUUGAAAAAAAGAAAAUUCUAGGUUAAUUCACUCUUCGAAUGACAAUAGCUCUCAGCUGUCCCUCUUACAGGAGGUUGCCUGCAGCGGCUUGCCUGUAUUGAAGGGAGUCUGUCUCAGUCCUUCUAACAGUGUAGAACUACAAAUGGGCAUCUGGAUCAUUAAAGUAUGUCCUCGUUUAGAAACUUUGGCAGUCCUAGUAUUCAAACUGUUUUGAGGAUCAAAUUUUUGGUUGCCCUUAAGAUAUUUUGUCACAGUUUUUAUGUUUGCUAUACUGCCGAAUAAAUUUAUAUCUCCCAAAGUUGAGAUGCAACAACUAAGUAAAGCAACUAUGUAUGCUUUGUUUGUGAAUUGUUUCACAGACUGAUACAUUUUGUAAAUAAUUCUUCCAAAAUCAUGUAUUUAAAGCAGUUUUGCCAUAUACAUUAUGUAAAAAGGUGAUUUUUUAAAUCAGUUUUUAAAUUCAUGUUUGUACAUUGAAAGGGGUUUUUUUUUAAACCGCCUUUUCUGUGUUUAAUAUGCUGUAGAGUAAUAACCUAGAUGCUCUAGACUGUAUAUCAGGAUCUGAUUUACAAGAACAAAGUCAGAGCCAAACACUAGUGAUGGCAUAGCAUUACUGAAAUCAUUGUUUCUUAAUUUCAUUUUACCACAUUGUGAACUUGUGAUUCAGAUUCCUUCCAUUUUCGCAGAGAAUUAAAAACAAAAAAGUACUCUUGUAAAAUGCACUUUUCUGUCUUUUCUUUGCAAAGCAGAAGUAUUUCAAUGUAAAAUAAAAAUGGAGCUCAGUGGGCAGUAUUAAUAAAGGCCAUGUUUUAAACAUA
Molecule: messenger RNA, 5712 nt
Organism: Phacochoerus africanus (Common warthog)
Lineage: Eukaryota; Metazoa; Chordata; Mammalia; Artiodactyla; Suidae
Gene: ARID4A
Product: AT-rich interaction domain 4A
Biological process (GO): regulation of transcription by RNA polymerase II
Cellular component (GO): nucleus
Molecular function (GO): transcription cis-regulatory region binding
Source: RefSeq, a predicted model, not a curated record